This is a messenger RNA of Frankliniella occidentalis (western flower thrips), 1172 nucleotides long. RefSeq lists its product as uncharacterized. The record is from RefSeq and is a predicted model, not a curated record. Bases 11 to 586 code for a protein of 191 amino acids. The transcript is spliced from 5 exons. NCBI's taxonomy places the organism in Eukaryota, Metazoa, Arthropoda, Insecta, Thysanoptera, Thripidae.
ACCUUGGGCCAUGCAGCCAGGGUAUGCCACAGUCACAGGCCCACUGUCUGGACAAGCAGCUAAAAAGACUUUCCAAGAGGUGGAAGACCAGUGUGGCAACUGCUUCGUGCACAAGAAGGACCUCAGGAUGCUAUUGCCGUGUUCCCACAUGCCAAUCUGUAUUGAUUGCCUGAAGACUGCAUCCAGGACACAGCAGCAUCUGCGAUGCUACAAUUGCAGGCAGCCUGUCACUGAAACAAUUAGUGCUCUGCUGCUGCGAAGGCUUUAUACCAGCCCUGCAUCGCUGCUUUGUUUGCUCUAUACCAGGGUUGUCUGGGAGUGUGGAGUUGCCAGCCUGCUUUAUAUGGGCAUGAUGGAGGGCCUUCUCGGUCCGUCUUCUGGUGUCCCCGUUCAUGGCAAUGGACCCCAUUACUGGAACAACCCACCUUCUGCUCAGUUUGGUGUCGGCCUUGGCUCACCCUCAACCUCUACGACUGCAGCUGAUCGUUCUGUGAAAAGGCCAUCAUCAGCACGUUCAAUGGGAGGUAAAGGCAAAAGGCCAGGAGAUGAAGGUGAACCCGCUAGUGGCCCCUUUGACUACAGCUGAGCUUCCAGGAAAGAACUGAUCCAGACUAUGAUAUCCCUCCCAAUGAUGUGCUGUGCUGUGAUAAUUGUGGUUUACAUAUUAUAUAACAGCUUCCUGCCUGGUUAUAAGGCUCUGCUGCUGUGAAGGCUUUAUACCAGCCCUGCAUCGCUGCUUUGUUUGCUUUAUACCAGGAUUGUCUGGGAGUGUGGAGUUGCCAGCCUGCUUUAUAUGGGCUUUGUAUGGGCCUUGGAAAAGUGUUCGGCUUGUAGUAUUACACCAACAAAGUAUGUUAGAUGUAUUCGUGCUACAGCUUUUGGUGAUGCACAUUAAGUUGCGGUAGACUCUUCCACACCCUGUAUUGCUGCUUUGUUUGCUCUAUACUGGGCUUGUCUAGGAGUGUGGAGUUGCCAGCCUGCUUUAUCUGGGCUUGACUUGAGGGUUUUUGACUGCGCUUGCGAGUAGUUGAGUCCAAAGUUUACCCUCAUCUUUGAAAUCCCUGCUUCAUUAAGAUGCCUGAUCAAGGAUCUCAAACGCUCUAGUUGUAUGCUCACUCUGCCCCAGCUGUGAGGAACCCUUCCAACGAAACGCAACAGCUUCUUGCCUGGUU